GGCUUUUAAUUUUAUAUAUAUUUACCUGUCCGCGUUAAACUAAAGGCUACCAUUUUUCUGAUUGAAAAUGAACACUUGAGCUCAAACUCAUUUGUUUUUUUAUUUUAUCUUUUGUAAAGAUAUGCGCCAUAAUUACCAAACAUAGCUACACACUAUUUUUAUGUUGAUACAAACAAAAAUCAACAAACAAAAAUAGUAUUGGUGAACUUUAGAUACUAGACAAAAAUCCACGUUUUUUUGUUCAGUUUUUCCAUUUGCAUUCUAAAUUGAAAUUUUCUCUUUUCUCUUUGAUUUCCGACUAUUACCUCUCCACGUAACAGACAAAUUGGAGUCCCAUUUAAGGGUACGUCACGGGCCAAAUAUUACCCGAAAGAUUGAAAAGGAAACAAGGAAAAAGUGGAAAUUGAACCUGCAGCCAUAUUUCAAGCUAAUCGACAUCUUUCGACAUUUUCAAACUAAGCCAACUACGAAAUGAACAAUCAAACGCCGUCAAUUUUUGUAAAAUUUCUUGUUCUGGUUUCGGUUUUAUUCGGACUGAAUUAUUCUGCGAAACUCAAAAGCGACUCAAUUCGUAUUUCCAAGUUCCGCCCGAGCUACGACAACCAAUAUGUGUGCACGUCUAAAAAACUCACAGACGGGACCAUGUAUCUGCGAGAAUUUUCACCCAGCGACAAGAGCGGAGUCGCGCAUCAUAUAAUAUUGUAUGGCUGCCGAGCACCGGGAGUGAAUGCCGAUGUCUGGGCUUGCGGUGAUAUGAACUCAAGAGCCGACCAAAAGAAAAACGAAGGGCUAAUUCCUGGUGAUGUUUGCAGUAACGGAGAAGAUCAAAACCUUUUAUUUGUCGAGGCUUUCCAAGCCGGUGACUACGCGCUACCGAACGAGGUAUCUUUCAAGGUCGGCCGAGGAACGCCGAGUCAGUACCUCGUUAUUCAGAUCCACUACAAGAUGGCCGGUAUGUUCCGAGACAACCCGGACGCAACAGACAGUUCGGGAAUCAUUUUCAAGUACCAGAAAGUUCCGACUGACUUUACAGCAGGUGUAUUGCUGCUCGGAUCGGUGGGGUCGAUUCCGUCUAGAAGUGAGGCUGGCAAGGAUACGUAUUGUAUGGAUAUCAUGUGUUCGCCGCAAGCGAUGCCGAGGUAUCAGACCGUGAAACCGUUUGCAUUCCGAGUGCACGCUCAUUCGCACGGCCGUCUUAUCAGCGGAUUUGUUGUGAGGGACGCCAACCCUACUGAAAGGUAUAUGAGCUAUCGCUCUGAGGGUCCCCAGUACGCGAACAAAGUGUGGAUGACAUUGGGGGUGAAGAGUCCUCAAGAAGAACAGACAUUCUACAAUGUGUCUGAUAUGCUAAUUGAACCAUCCGAUAUCCUCGUCGCAAGGUGUGUGUACGAGACAAGCGAGAAGGAAGUUCGGAUUGGGCCGACUGCUGAUGACGAGAUGUGUAAUUUCUACAUCCUGUAUUACAUGGAUGGAACCACAGACGCACGUGACUUGGGACAAAACGUCUGUUUCACUUCUGGUCAAAGCAGCUGGAAAAGACAGAGUCUGUUGUUGGGAAAAGUACCCAAUUGGGUGAAAGAUCUCUCCCUAAACACCACUUUGAGUGACGGGGAAAAGUUAGCGGGUCACGAUCACGCUGUAUGAACAAACUCAUUGGAACCAGGAAGCAUCAUUAACCAAGAAUUAAAUAAACAUGAAGAAUAUUUUUCGGAAUGUGUGAACAAAACCCAGAGUUGAAGUUAUCACGAACGAACUAUAACAGAAAAACACCAGCAACCAAAAAGAAAUAAAUUUGAAUGCAUUUUUACGAGCAACGUGAACAAAAUUCAAUACGAAACCCGAACUAAAAAGUUCAACAGAGAAUGGGAAGUUACCCUCAAUCUGGUAAAUUUUACAACUUUCACAAAAAAGCUGCUAAACUUGACACAGAAGCUAAAAAUAUGUUUUUAAUGAAACAUCUUUAAACAUCUUUAGAUAAAUAUUCUUCUGUGAUCAAAAAGAUCUAGAGUUGACAAGUGUGCGUGUGUUUGUAGUUAAAAAACCGCUAUGCAUUUUUUAUAAAUUUGCUCGAAAUCUAGUCAGAAAAAAAUUUCAUAUGAAAAGCAACUAGACCUCAUUUUUAAUACACUAACACACUGUCAGUGAUUAGAUAAUAUAUGUUUCAUAAAAAUAGCGCAAUUUAAUCCAGCUUUGGUAAAUAGAAGUUUCCAAAAUGGUAGUUUAAAAUGGUGCAGGUUCAAACGAUUAUAACAAAAAAAAUGAGGCAUCUAUUUUGAAUAUCCGGAAAUAUUUUAGUUGCCGUUAAUGAAUUGUUUGCCGCAUAUCUGAAAUAUAUCUGUUGCAUAUUGUUUUAA
Messenger RNA from Symsagittifera roscoffensis, 2354 nucleotides. Its product is annotated as peptidylglycine alpha-hydroxylating monooxygenase-like. The transcript has 5 exons. NCBI's taxonomy places the organism in Eukaryota, Metazoa, Xenacoelomorpha, Acoela, Convolutidae. The coding region runs from base 472 to 1644 and encodes 390 amino acids. The record is from RefSeq and is a predicted model, not a curated record. Gene Ontology annotation, molecular function: dopamine beta-monooxygenase activity; copper ion binding.